Triplophysa dalaica is the source of this 2886-nucleotide messenger RNA. RefSeq names its product HDGF like 2 (gene hdgfl2). NCBI's taxonomy places the organism in Eukaryota, Metazoa, Chordata, Actinopteri, Cypriniformes, Nemacheilidae. Gene Ontology annotation, cellular component: nucleus. Gene Ontology annotation, molecular function: double-stranded DNA binding; transcription coregulator activity. The record is from RefSeq and is a predicted model, not a curated record. The transcript is spliced from 16 exons. Bases 112 to 2115 code for a protein of 667 amino acids. Gene Ontology annotation, biological process: regulation of transcription by RNA polymerase II.
CUGAUGCAGAAAACCGCUUUUGCAUACUGUAUCCGAAGCAGGUCUUACUGUUGGCCCGUGAAACGGACUCAAACGAGCACAACGCGGAGCGGAACAUAGUGGGACGACAAGAUGCCGCACAAUUUUCGGCCCGGGGAUCUUGUCUUCGCUAAAAUGAAGGGAUAUCCUCACUGGCCGGCCAGGAUUGAGGAUGUAGCAGAUGGGGCUGUAAAACCCCCACCCAACAAGAUCCCCAUUUUCUUCUUUGGGACACAUGAAACAGCAUUCCUUGCACCCAAGGACCUUUUUGCAUAUGAAAAGUGCAUCGAUCGGUAUGGAAAGCCCAACAAAAGGAAAGGCUUCAACGAAGGCUUGUGGGAAAUCAAAAACAAUCCUCACGCCUCUUACAGUGCACCUGCAGCUGCAUCAUCGUCCGACAGCGAGGAAAACGAACCUGCAGCGGCAAGUGAUGCAGAAGAAGAUGAAGAGGAAGCAGUGGUACCGAGGAAAGCUGAAACGGGAAGUGAGGAUUCUGAUUCUGGGAGUGAAGAUCAGCGGAGGCCAGCCGCAAAGCGGAAAGCUCCAGCUGCAAAGAGGCCACCAGUGAAGAGGUCACGGGCAUCUUCCAGCGAUCGAGAGGUAGUGGAGAGUGGAUCUCCCUCAGAACCAGAACCAUCACCUAGUUCAGAUUCUGACUCUGGCAAAAAUAGUGACCAGGACUUCUCACCACAGAAGGAAUCCGGUGGUCGAGGCGGCAAAAAACCAGCUGCCAGAGGCAGGCAGAAGAAAGCAUCAUCUGGCUCUGAUUCAGAAUCGGGCUCCAAGUCAGAUCAGAGGCCCGCACGGAGCGAUUCAGAAGAUGAGAAGCCGCGACCGGCCAUCUCUGGAUCCGAAUCGCAAUCUGGAUCCAAAUCUGACUCCGAUUCUGAGCCUCCUCCCAGGAAGCCGCAAGGUCGCAAGAAAGCUGAGAAACCUCCUCCAAAGCCAAAAGCAAGAAAACCCAAGCCGGCUCCAGAGAGGGCUCGUUCCUCUUCAUCAGACAGUGAUAGCGACAGCGAACCAGACCGCGUCAGCGAGUGGAAGAAGAAAGACGAGGAGCGGCGGAGGGAGCUGGAGGAGAAGAGGAAGAAGGAGGAAGCAGAGGAGCUGCGCCGGCUCAGAGAGCGAGAGAAGGAAGAGGAGGAAAAGAAAAAGAAAGAUAAGGAGAACAAGACCAGGAGAGGCAGCAGCAGUAGUGGUAGCAGCAGUAACAGUUCAGAUGAAGAUGUGGACGAUCACCCUCUCAAGAAAUCCAAGAAACCUCCACCUCCUCCUAUACCUGCGCCGUCUGACUCCGACUCUCCGCCUCCUGCAGAGGUAAAGAAAUCGAGCAAACGCCAAGAGAGCAAGAAAGGGCGACAAAAGAAAGAAAAGGAGUUGAAAGAGAAAAGGGAGAGGCAGAUUAAACAGAAAAAGCAGCAGAGAUCGGAGGAGAAACACAAAGCGAGGUCUAAACCCGAGAAGCCCAAGCGUAAACCAGUGCGCUCACCUGAGAAGAAAGUCGACAAGAAAAAAGAAACUUCUCCUGAAGAAAAACUACAGAAACUCCACACAGACAUCAAGUUUGCGCUGAAGGUAGACAACCCGGACAUUGAGAAGUGUCUACAGGCCUUGGAGGAGCUCGGCUCUGUGCAAGUCACCUCUCACAUCUUACAGAAAAAUGCAGACGUUAUUGCAACACUCAAAAAGAUACGUCGGUACAAGGCAAGCGGUGCCGUUAUGGAAAAGGCCACUUCAGUCUACAACAAAUUAAAACUGCAGUUUAUUGGCAAGAUUGAACCCAAUAACUCAAAACCAGAUCAAAACAACCAAGAAAACAAUACAAAAGAUGCACAAAACACAGAUUCAAAACCAGUCAACGGUGAGUCGGAGGGUGAGAAAAAAGAGGGCUCUGACUCUGAAGAAAAUCCAAAAUCUGCAGACCAAGAGAACCAGGAUGAGAACAAGUCUCCAAACUCUAUCAGGCCUGAUCCAGACAGCCCAACAGAACAAGAAACACCCACAACUGACCCUACAGAGUCUAAUCUGACAGCAGACACAGAACCAAUGAAAGAGUCCAGCAGAGAACAGGAAGAGCAGAUGUCUUCCGAAAGCUGAAUGGAGAACCGUUGUCAGUGAAGAAUGGAUUCUGAACUGCAUCCCUCUUUUACACUCUGGCUUCCUUCUUUCGUUCAUCUGUGUUACGUUUUUGUCCGCCCAACUUUGUGAGCUACAUGAGUUUUUCGUGUUGUACAUAAAAUGUGAUAUGAACAUUAUUAGCACUUUUGAAUCAUGAGGUCCUGAGGCGCCUUAAUGUAAACGUUGGAUGUGGAAGCGAUUCUACACUAACCACGUGUGGUCCAUCAAGUGGAAAGGUUUUCUUUUGGAAUCACGUUGACAUCUAGGGGAGAACAGCAAAGCCUGGAUGUAUUUGAAGACUGCUUAUACUAUGUCGUCGCUUUUUAUGAGUGAAACUCCGAUUUUUUUUCCCUUUUUGUUUUUGUAUAAAAAAAAAAACGUUUAUAAAAAGCUAUUUGGUUUUGCGCUGAUCAAGAACCGCUAUGAUUAAGCCAUACCACAUGGAAUCGUUAGUGCACACAUAUACUUUGUUUGGUAUGGAUUUCAAUAACUGUCUAUGGACUUUCACUAAAUUCGGUAGAUGUACUGUUAGUUGGUCAUUGUCUGGUCCUCUAUGAACUCACAUCAGCAUAUUAGGACAAAUACCGAGGCACAUGUAUAAUAUAGGUUGACUCAAUCAUUUUGUUGGAUGUUAUAAAACAUGCUUAUCAUGCAUAUUAUAAACAUGUUUUUAGUGCUAUGUAACAUGGUCCAAGUUUUUUUAGCAUCACCGAAGGAUUCAAUAAAAAAUCCGCAUGAUAGCUACAACUU